AUGAGAAGAGCCCCAAAUGCUGACCCUGAAGAUGCAUCGUUUCCAUCUGCACAGUCAGCCCGACCUGUUCUGGCUCAAUUGAAGCCAUCAUGGUUCAUACCUCGAUACCUGAAAAGCUUCAGGUGGAUAGUCAUCACCCUCACAUUCUUCCUUGUCUCUUGGAUAGCUUACACGAGACUUCUUUCUCGACCACUUGAUCACAUCCUUCCCGGUCAUCAUGGCUCAUCAAAUCUCGCCGUCAAAGAUCUCAAAGCUCUCACAGUCCCUCAACGAUCCUCCAGACCAAGCGCAUCCCGUCGCAUGCGUCUCUUCAUGCCCGCAGACUCACCACACAUCAACCUCUGCAAGACCAUAAUGUCCGCCGUCGCGAUGGGAUACCCCAUGCCCAUUCUCCUAAACUGGAAGCGUGAAUAUAAUCGACCGGCGUGGCACUUUGCAGGUAGUCACAUCGCCAAGCUCGAAAGUCUCCUCGCUGCUAUUGAAACACUCCUUGAAUCGAAAAGCGACGAUGUGGGCGAGGAUGAUGUAGCGGUGUUGGUCGAUGCAUAUGAUAUGUGGUUUCAACUUCCACCUUCUGUUUUGCUAGAACGAUAUCAUCGUCUUAACGACGAAGCAGAUGCAAGGAUACGCAAGCAGUGGAAAGAUCUCAGCAUUGGCACUGACUUUCCUAUAUCACCACCUCGCCAAGACAUAAUCAUCACUACAGCAAAAGAUUGCUUUCCAGACCCUUAUUCUGGGUCUGAUCCUCACUAUGAGCAUUGGCCUGAAUCGCCCAUGCCGAAAGACAUGUAUGGACAAGACACAGACAAGGUCCCAUGGUCUUUCGAUUCAGCGCGCAAGUACAAAAAGGUCCGACCACGAUGUGUGAACAGCGGCCUUAUCAUGGGUUCUAUGGGUGGAUUGAGAGAUGCUCUCAAAAGAUCCAAAGAAAAGAUUGACGCAGUGGCCAUGAAAGGUCGUCAACUUUGGAGUGACCAGGCUCUUAUGGGAGAGGUUAUCGGAGACCAGGAGAUUUGGCGCGAGUGGAUGAGACAUGUUGGAUCUUCAUGGAAUGGAUCUGCUGCUUUCAACGACAGAAGUUCACUCGAUCGUACAGUCCGUGAUAUCGCAGAUGCGGCCCUCCUUGGAAAACGAUUCGAGUUCGGUAUCGGUCUAGACUACAACUUCACCACGGCACCACCAACAUGUUCCUCCGAAGAAGAUGGCUACUUCGUCAAUCUCUCCAACGAGACCAACAUCCGCGAAGAAUCUCAAAAAGGCGGUGUUCCAGGGGAUAUCCGCAUUCACGGCAUACCAUCCGAACUACGCAACAUGAAAGACAAACUACUCUCUUCCACAAACUGGGGUACAAUUCCCCUCUACACAGACUUCUUCUUCGGCACAACUCCAAUAGCAAUCCAUCACAACGCCUACAUAAACGGGCUUAAAGGCUUCAGGCUCAAGAACUGGUGGCACAAGAUGUGGUACCAUCCUCACCUCCGCCACCUCAUCACCCAACGUCUCCAGCAAACGCCCUCAUCUCACACACUCGCAGAGAUCGGAGAUAAGAUCGCGUAUAAAUCGCCGCAAGAAGAUAGGCUGCGCAAACCCCGUGUGUUUUCUCCCAAGGAGCCAAACUUUACGCCUAUAGACUGGGACGCCGUGUGUCAGAAGCCAGGUCACGCUGUGAAGUGGUACGAUGAGCUAUUUGGCGACGACAAAGGACCCUUGGCUGUAUAUUCGGUGAAUUGGUCAUAG
Fusarium tjaetaba is the source of this 1737-nucleotide messenger RNA. RefSeq lists its product as uncharacterized. The transcript has 2 exons. NCBI's taxonomy places the organism in Eukaryota, Fungi, Ascomycota, Sordariomycetes, Hypocreales, Nectriaceae. The record is from RefSeq and is a predicted model, not a curated record. Bases 1 to 1737 code for a protein of 578 amino acids.